UGCAGUCCAUGGGAUAAUAACACAGCUCUGAAGUGAUAGAAUAACUUGAGAUUGCUGUGUAAAUUGGACUAACUGAUGCACUUUUAAAAACAUAAUUAACUUCAGACAGACUGCGCCCUUCCUGUAAUUAACCAUCCUCUAAUGAAUGGGUCUUCUGAUCAAGUGGAGACAGAGAAUACUACAUCAGAAAGUUUGAUCUUGAAAAGCAGACAGGCUUCCCUAAUCUACUUCAGGAGGGGCAUUCCCGGAGGAUUACUCUUGACAGUAGUGCUGAGGAAUUUCCAGAGCUACAAACGGCACGAUGCAAGUGUUGGUUUGUGUUUUAAUUUUCUAAAAAGUUUAAACAUUGGGUGAACCGUACAGCAUGCAAUCAUAUAUGCAAAACACAGUGAAGAAGAACUUUAAUGUGAAAUAGUGACUUACACUUCCCAUUAUGCACAGGGCGGACCAGGACCACCCUGCGUUUGUCCUGCAUAUUUUUUAAUUUAAACAUAUAGGCAAAAUCUGAAACGUCAAACACUUGGCUAACGAUUUAAACAUUUUAAACUCCAAACUAGUAUUGACACCUCUAGAAAUAGUAUACCCCCAAAAAAACAUUUUAAAAUACCAGCAAAAAAGUGUCUCUUUUUUUAAUAGUAAAAGAUAGAUGGAGAGAGAUCACUUUGGAGUUUCAACACCUUGUUGGGAGCGGGGGCAGAUUUGCUUUCCUUUGCAUACCGUUUAGUAACAUUUUACACUGAAAGCAAAACCUUCAGGAGUCUGCAGUUUCCCAUCCAGAGGUACAAAAAAAAAAAAAAAAAAACCCCAAUCCGUCAAGAUUGUCCCGAGACUCCCAGCGGGACACCUGGAAUGAAUAAAAACCCAGAUGUGCACAGACUCCUCCCCCUCUCUUUGUGAAAGCAUUGCAGCCUGAUUCAGAGUGCCUCACUCGCACACAGCCAGACGCUGGUACAGGACGGAGCCACGCUGACUAGCCUCUCCCCAGCACCAUGGCACUCCGAGCACUGUGUCUCCUUGCUGCCCUCACCCUGGCCUGUGCCCAGCACCAGCCUCUGAUGGAAUACAUUGAGAGAAGGAUUCUCUCAAUAGAGGACCGGAUCUCGGCGUGGCACGACAACACGAACCGUUACGCCGUGGAGCUGCGUGAGUUCAAGCAGCAGAUCGUGGCCCUGAUGGAGACCCUCGAGAAGGAGCGGCAGGGACUGCGCAACGAGCUGGACAACACCAACACGCGCGUGGAGCGCAUGGAGCGAGAGCUGGACUUCCUGGAGACGCAGAACCACGCCCCGCCCUGCGUGGAAGUGGACGACAAGCUGGUGGAGCAGCAGGUCAGAAAGGUGAAGGAGAAGAACAAGGUGAAGUACGAGAGGCUCACAGACUGCAGGGACAUGAUAUCCAGCAUCAAGUCCAUGAAGAUCCUGAAGAGGCUCGGUGGUGCGACGGGUGUGUGGGCCAAAGACCCGGUCGCACAGUCGGGGGAGAUCUACGUCUUCAACAACUCUUCCGGGGACACGCUGCACCAUUUCAAAACGGUGCGCGACUUCACGGCUUCUGCAGGAACCUCGCGGGCCAAGAAGAUCAAGCUGCCCUUCCCCUGGGGCGGCGCGGGACACACCAUCUACGACGGGCACGUCUACUACGUGAAAGAGGGGCAGGACUUCCAGGUCAUCAAGUACGACCUGAAGAACGAGACCGUGGUGGACAGCGUCGUCUUCCCGGCGGAGGAGCAGGUCCCCGUCUACGGGCUUUCCCCCGAGACCUUCAUCGACCUGGCCGUGGAUGAGGAAGGACUCUGGGCCAUCUACGCCACCAAGGAGAACGAGAAGAACAUCUGCCUGGCCAAGAUGGACCCCAAGACGCUGGCUAUCGAGGAGAUGUGGGACACGCCCUGCCCCCGGGAGAACGCUGAGGCGGCCUUCGUCAUCUGUGGCACGGUGUACGUGGUCUACAACACCAAGCUGCCCAGCCGCUCGCGGGUCCAGUGUGUCUUCGACGUCAGCGACAUGGUUACCAACGACGACGCCCCUUUGGUCUACUUCCCCAGACGCUACAGCUCCCACGCCAGCCUCAAGUACAACCCCCGGGAGAGGCAGAUCUACGCCUGGGAUGACGGCUAUCAGAUUCUCUACAAGCUUGUCCUGAAGAAGAAGCUGGAGGUGUGAACCCCACAAGGGCUCCUAGGAACUGGGGGUGGGUGGGUGGGUGGGUGGGGAGCCAGGCUGGUUCUGCCCUCUCCAAACAGUACACUAUCACAUGUAAUAUAACGCAAAGCCACUGGUAAUGAAUUUUUUUUUUAGAAGGUACUUGGUGCCAUGGGGCCUCUGUUUCCCGUCACCAGGGACUGUGUUAGCUGGUCUUAGCUCGUCACAAGGACUGUAGAGCGGUUUCACAGAAUGGGACUUAACUCUUUCUGUAUCUUUACCACUUGCCCUCCUCUCUCACCAUUGACAAUGCUAUUCAGUGACAUCACUUACUGUUCAUGGUGCUGUGUUUCUGCCAAGCAUUUGAAAGGUGUUGUUUGUUUUUUUGCAGAUCACCCGUUAAUGGAACAAAAAAUGCUAUUCAUAUCAAAGAAUUUUUUUUUUCCCAAUUGUAUUCCUCUGUACUUUUUUGUAUGUAUUUUUCAAGGAUACAAGGUCUUUUUGUAGAAAAAUUUAAAUCAAUAAAUAGUGACUAAACAUCUA
Messenger RNA from Acipenser ruthenus (sterlet), 2684 nucleotides. Its product is annotated as olfactomedin-like protein 3A. The record is from RefSeq and is a predicted model, not a curated record. Gene Ontology annotation, biological process: signal transduction. The coding region runs from base 990 to 2162 and encodes 390 amino acids. NCBI's taxonomy places the organism in Eukaryota, Metazoa, Chordata, Actinopteri, Acipenseriformes, Acipenseridae. The transcript is spliced from 3 exons.